Molecule: messenger RNA, 8635 nt
Organism: Numida meleagris (helmeted guineafowl)
Lineage: Eukaryota; Metazoa; Chordata; Aves; Galliformes; Numididae
Gene: RABGAP1
Product: RAB GTPase activating protein 1
Exons: 26
Coding region: 3772-6981 (1069 amino acids)
Source: RefSeq, a predicted model, not a curated record
UGCCAAGGGCCGCGUCGGGUAGGGGCGGAACGGAGUGUAAAUAAACGGACAGCCCGCAUUCGGGUUAAAAAUCCGUCUUGGUAGUGAUGAAGCGAGAGCGGAACCGGUGAAAAUAACAUUUGUGGGUUUCCUCUGCGCGGUUCUGCUCGGGUUGUUUGUGGGGAGGAGGAGAGGGCGACGGGAGAGAAGUUUGCGAGAGAAAGGAGAAAUCGCGUUUAUUGCUAAAACACGAACUGGGGACCGAGUAACGCGAGGCUGUGCUGCUACGUGCAGCUGGGGCUGCGCUCCCGAACUCCUUCUCCUGGGGGGCUUUGUUGAAUGGCGAUGCAGUUGGUGACAUUCUUGUCUACUUUGUUAAAAAAAAAAAAUGCUUGACUGCAGCGGGCACAUCAGAAACGCUGUGGUUUUACUUUUAAAGUAAACUGGUUUUACUGAGCAUAGAAAGGUCAAGGACUUGAGCAGACUUUAUUCUGUGUACACAGCAAGCCCGUUAACGAAUUGAGGCUGGCGUAGGGCUUUCCUUCUCUUUCCAACUCCAAGGGGGGGCAGCUUCUAGCAGCAUGUAUUGCGUGGAACUCAGUUUUUUUAGCUCUCUCACAGCGUGUUCUUAAAGCGCAGUGUUUUUCUGGUGAGCGGAGCGCUGCGUUCACGUGAAUCCUGAGGAGAGGGGUGCAGAGGGACCCGGAGUGUUGUCCCCUGGCUGGGUGCCCCUGCCCCAGGCUCCUGCCCUGCGCAUGGCCGUGCCCGGUGCAGGUGUGGUGUGCAUGGGGCUCUCCUGGGCAGCUCCCCCCACGCCGCUCUGGGGUGGGCUGCCUGAGGCAGCGGCUGCGUUUCUUUUCUGCACUGCGCUUUCCCGGGGCCUGCAGUGUGUUUCUGGGACUGGGGGAUCCGCUUGGUACAAGAACCUAAAGUUAGUGUUCUCUCAUCUGAGUUCAAAUUAAGUUUAAAAGCAAAAUUAUGACUCUGCUACGGAGUGUUAACAAAGAUUGCAUUAGCUGAACUCCUGUGUGUUGUCUGAUUCCUGGUUUUGCGUGAAAUGGGCGAUGAUUUCGGCAGCCCCUGCGAUCUGUGCCUUGCUGUGCCCACGGGGCAGUGGGGCUGCGUGCUGAGGCAGCGUUACCUCCUGGCAGCGUCGCUCUCGAGGCUCGUGGGAACAUCUGUGGCUGUCAGAGGCUUUUAAAAUGCUCAGAAAAUUUAGCAUUGUAGUUGCUAUUUGUAUAUAAUUUGCUCUCUUUAGUCAUCCAAAAUCUUUAUUUUCACAUGCGGUAUUCCAGUGGUUUUAUUGCUUCGUUCUGACUGCAAACUGCUUCUCAUUGCCUUUGAGAAUGUUUUACACAGGGAAGGUGAGGCUGCGGCUGUUUCCUUGAAGGAGUGGUGGGUGAAGAUCAAACAUAGGGUUAUGCAGACCGAGCGUGUGAUACGUGAGAAGAAGGAGGUUGCUGGUGGUUGAUCUUCCUUGCGUGUUUUUUUUCCCACAGCUGCAAUAGAAUACUGCUGCAGGUGUAUGCUCAGGAGAACUCAAACCACAGCUCCUUUCCCACGUCUGUCAGUGUGACACCAGUUUUGGUCUUACAGUUUCUUGCUCUGCUCAGACAGAAAAUCUGGGCAGCUGCCUGUCAGACAGUGCUGUGCUUUAGCAUUGACCAGGCUUUUUUUCAGGACUGACUGUAUUUAUAAAGCAAUAAAAGUGCAUUAUUUGAAAGUGAGGGGGGAAAAUAUCACAGGUGUCGAAGCCUGUAAAGAGCCAGGAAUCCAAAAGAAUUGUUUGGCGUAAACCAGCUUUGGGAACUCCUUCAUGAAGCUUCUGAACUGAGCUACAGAUUCCACUGUUCACACUGGCUGAGUUGCAGAUAACAAAAUCCAGGGAGGUAGAACUUCUGCUUACGUUGGACUAUGGUUGUUAUUGUUGAGUUCUGUUAUGACAGAGAAAUAGAAGCAGCAAUGUUGUUACUUUUGAUGAUGAAUUUAUAAGGAGUCAUUCCCCUCAGUGUCCUGGCUGAGUGCUACUCUUGUAUUUCAUGAUUUUUAACACUGUAUGUAGUGGGUUUUUAUUAUUUUUAGCAUUAUUAGGAUUAUUUUAGAGGAUAUAGGUUUGUUCUGCAUGCCAAGCUUUUUAACUUCGUUGUGUAUGGUAAUUUUGUUUUCAGUAAUUUAAGUCAUGUUCCUGUAUCAUUCUUCUCUACCUGGUGCAUCCCUCAGGUACACUGUGCUCUGUGGAACUGCUGUAGGAACUGCUUCAGAAGUGUAGAAGCUGAAAGGGUUUUGAAUGAGAAAAGAUCACCUUUCCUUUCUAGUUUUGCACGCUUGUUUUCAUAUUUAUUCUCACUUCUACCCUGAAAACCCCAAUCUUUUUUUUUUUUUUUUUUGUAUUGAAUUCACUUCUAAAUUCAGUGCUACUUCUGGUGCUGACAUGAGGGGAACUGCUGUUCUAAGCAGCUGGAGUUCGCAGCUGAAACCUUGUUUUCUUUUGCUUUCCUUCUGGCUUGUCAUGCUACUGUGGACAUUCUAAAUACUGCAAACCAGGCGCCCCUUGGAAGUGGAGUGAAGUAGCCCUGGUUGUGUGUGGUUUGCUUCCCUUGUUGCAGUGUUACAAGGUUUCGUUUGGGCCUCGCUCUUUCUCAGCAAUGUAAAAUGGAAGGUUUUAUUUUUUAUAUACUGUUUUCUUCAGUCUCUUUUAAAUUUAUUCUGACAGUACUUGCAAGAAAAAUUUUGAUUGCGAGUUGCAGGCCAAGUGCCAAAUACUUGAGAAGGGGUAGGAAAGUAGAGGACCAGGUUGAGGGGCAUAGUGGGGAUGGGUUGAUGGUUGGACUUGAUGACCUGAGAGGUCUUUCCCAACCUUAAUGAUUCUGUGAUUCUGAAGAACAAAUAUUUUAUAAAUCUAUUGAACUAUUCUUGAACGUUGGUGGGUUUGUCUUGCCGUUCCAUGAGGUCUUAGCAUGACGCAUGGUGUCUUUGGUGUUAGAUUGACAUAAUCUUAAAUAGCCAGAGUAAGGAGGCUGCUACAGCUGGGUGGUUGCUUAAGAGAUAAACAGGAGUACUUUUAAAAUGUAGCUUGGUUCUUGGACUUGCAGUGUGUAACAGCCGCAAGCAUAGGGUGAAGGAGAAUCAUACUGAGAAUUAGAAAUGUAAACAAAACUGAAAGCAGUGACCCAAGAGCCAGCCACGUUGCUUUCCUCCUUUGCAGUGUUUUCCAAUGGUCUAUUGCGCGGGGAGAGGCCAGGAAACCUGUUUAAUUACACAGAUGAGCAGAGAAGUUUAAAAAAAAAAAAAAAAAUGCCUCUGAGUAUGCAUUGUGCUCAGGUGUGUGUCUCCCAUGGAGGUGUAAAGACACCUCCAGGCAAAUGCAUUACUGAGGUGUAGUUCUGUGUCAGGGACAAAACUAGGUGAAAGCUCAUAUGUUAUUGGCAUUGAAACAAACCAGUCUCUUUCCCUGCAAGGGCUGAGACGUCGGUUUCUUCAGAGAAACCUUAGAACUGGAGGCCAGCCCUUGGCGGGGGUCUUUUCUCCCGACUGCCCGCGCUGCGAGAACAGGUGCUCCGGUGCCGGGGUGGCUGCGGGCGGUGCUGGAUUGCUGUCCCCGCUGCUGCUGUUCUCGCUUUUUGAUUUCACAGGAGCCCUGAGCUGGCUGCAGUCAUCGCUCUGCUGGGCUUUGAUGCGCACCCUGCUGCACCAGAGUGCUUCAACGAGCUCAGAGGCUUUCUGCUGUGUGGUUUGCCAUUGAGUUUAUAAAAUAUUUAAUCUCAUUCAUGAGUCGAACUUCCUUUUUAAGUCAUGGAUGACAAGGCUUCUGUUGGAAAAAUCAGUGUCUCUUCAGACUCGGUAUCCACUCUUAACAGUGAAGAUUUUGUCUUGGUUUCCAGGCAAGGGGAUGAAACACCAUCUACAAAUAAUGGUAGUGAUGAUGAAAAAACAGGACUGAAGAUUGUUGGGAAUGGAAGCGAACAGCAGCUGCAGAGGGAACUUGAAGACGUGCUGAUGGAUCCACCUAUGGAAGAUCAGUCAAGUGACCGAGACCAUGGCGAUGAAGUUAGGACUGAUGGUGAUGGGGAAGAACCUGUUGUCCUUGAAGCUUCAGCAUCUUCUACCAUUAACCCAGUGUCGGUGGCAGGACUCCAGAAACCAGAAAUGAGUUUGCCAGUGAAACCAUCCCAGGGAGACUGUGGGGAUUUGAGCCCUUUUACACCUGUGACUGAUGAGGACAGUGUGGUGUUCAGCAAGCUCACCUACUUAGGCUGUGCCUCUGUGAAUGCUCCCCGGAGUGAAGUGGAAGCCCUCAGGAUGAUGUGCAUCUUACGAAGCCAGUGCCAGAUUUCUUUAGAUGUGACUCUCUCAGUGCCUAAUGUCUCUGAAGGAACAGUGAGACUUUUAGAUCCUCAGACGAACACAGAAAUAGCAAAUUAUCCAAUCUAUAAAAUCCUUUUCUGUGUACGAGGGCAUGAUGGGACCCCUGAAUGUGAUUGCUUUGCUUUCACUGAAAGCCACUACAAUGCAGAACUCUUCAGGAUUCAUGUCUUCCGAUGCGAGAUCCAAGAGGCUGUGAGCCGAAUACUGUACAGCUUUGCCACUGCCUUUCGUCGUUCUGCCAAACAAACCCCGCUCUCAGCCAUUGCCACCCCUCAGACUCCAGACAGCGAUAUUUUCACCUUCUCUGUGUCACUGGAAAUCAAGGAAGAUGACGGGAAAGGCUAUUUCAGUGCAGUUCCCAAAGACAAGGACAGGCAGUGCUUUAAACUCCGCCAAGGAAUCGAUAAGAAGAUAGUGAUUUAUGUCCAACAGACAACUAAUAAGGAGCUUGCUAUUGAGAGAUGUUUUGGUCUCCUCCUGAGCCGUGGGAAAGAUGUUCGGAGUGGUGACAUGCACCUUUUAGAUUUGGAGUCGAUGGGUAAAAGUUCUGAUGGGAAAUCAUAUGUGAUCACUGGUAGCUGGAAUCAAAAAUCUCCACACUUCCAAUUUGUAAAUGAAGAAACACCAAAAGAUAAAGUACUGUUCAUGACUACUGCUGUGGACUUGGUGAUAACUGAGGUUCAGGAACCUGUUAGAUUCAUUCUGGAGACUAAAGUCAGAGUUUGCUCACCUAAUGAGAGGUUGUUCUGGCCCUUCAGCAAACGGAGCUCUACUGAAAAUUUUUUCCUAAAGUUGAAACAGAUAAAGCAAAAGGACAGAAAGAAUAACUCAGACACAUUAUAUGAAGUCGUGUGUCUAGAAAGUGAAUCAGAGAGGGAGAGAAGAAAAACUACAGCAAGCCCCUCUCUUCGCCUGCCCCAGUCGGGGUCCCAGGGCUCAAUGAUUCCUUCCCCUCCAGAGGAUGAUGAAGAGGAAGACAAUGAUGAACCUCUCUUGAGUGGUUCUGGAGAUGUUUCCAAAGAGUGUGCAGAAAAAAUUCUGGAGACGUGGGGAGAGUUGCUGUCCAAAUGGCACCUCAAUUUGAGCGUGAGGCCGAAGACGUUGUCGGCGCUGGUGAGGAGCGGUGUCCCCGAGGCCCUGAGAGGAGAGGUCUGGCAGCUGCUGGCCGGGUGCCACAACAACGAUCACCUGGUGGAGAAGUACCGCAUCCUCAUCACAAAGGAGUCUCCACAAGACAGUGCUAUCACCCGAGACAUCAAUCGAACGUUUCCAGCUCAUGAUUAUUUUAAAGAUACUGGAGGAGAUGGUCAGGACUCCUUGUACAAAAUAUGCAAGGCCUAUUCUGUCUAUGAUGAAGAGAUUGGUUACUGUCAAGGCCAGUCGUUUCUUGCUGCUGUGCUGCUCCUACAUAUGCCUGAAGAGCAAGCUUUCAGUGUUCUGGUCAAAAUCAUGUUUGAUUAUGGACUCAGGGAACUUUUCAAACAGAAUUUUGAAGAUUUGCACUGCAAGUUCUAUCAGCUGGAGCGCCUCAUGCAGGAAUACAUUCCUGAUCUGUAUAACCACUUUCUGGACAUCAGCCUUGAAGCACACAUGUAUGCUUCCCAGUGGUUCCUUACAUUGUUCACGGCAAAAUUCCCUCUCUACAUGGUCUUCCAUAUUAUUGACUUACUCUUAUGUGAGGGAAUAAGUGUUAUCUUUAAUGUUGCGCUGGGAUUAUUAAAAACUACCAAGGAUGACUUGUUACUGACCGACUUCGAAGGGGCUUUAAAAUUCUUCCGUGUACAGCUGCCCAAGAGAUACCGCUCAGAGGAGAAUGCAAAAAAGCUGAUGGAGUUAGCCUGUAACAUGAAGAUUAGCCAGAAGAAGCUGAAGAAAUAUGAAAAGGAAUAUCAUACCAUGAGAGAGCAGCAAGCUCAACAAGAGGAUCCAAUAGAACGAUUCGAGCGUGAGAACCGCCGUCUACAAGAAGCAAACAUGAGGCUUGAGCAAGAAAAUGAUGACCUUGCACACGAACUGGUGACCAGCAAGAUUGCUCUGCGGAAAGAUCUAGACAAUGCAGAGGAAAAGGCAGAUGCUCUGAAUAAGGAACUGCUAAUGACCAAGCAGAAGUUGAUUGAUGCAGAAGAAGAAAAGAGGCGCCUAGAAGAAGAAUCAGCUCAGCUGAAGGAAAUGUGUCGUAGAGAACUAGAUAAAGCUGAGUCAGAGAUCAAAAAGAACAGCUCUAUAAUUGGUGACUACAAACAGAUUUGUUCCCAGCUGAGUGAGCGGCUGGAAAAGCAACAAACAGCAAAUAAAGCUGAAAUUGAGAAAAUACGGCAAAAAGUAGAUGACUGUGAACAUUGCCGGGAGUUCUUCAAUAAAGAAGGCCGUGUGAAGGUUGCUAGCUCAGCCAAGGAUGGUUCGGAUGAUGACACGGAUGAGGAGAAGGAAACACUGAAAAACCAGCUGAGGGAGAUGGAGCUUGAGCUGGCGCAGACCAAACUGCAGCUUGUGGAAGCGGAAUGUAAAAUACAGGAUUUGGAACACCAUUUGGGUCUGGCAUUGAAUGAAGUACAAGCUGCAAAGAAAACAUGGUUCAACAGAACAAUAAGCUCUAUAAAAACAGUGACUGGAGUCCAAGGAAAAGAGACUUGUUGAAACGCAGUUCUGUCAAACAUACCUUCUUAACACAACACCUUUUGUUGCCUUCCUUGGCCAGAUGUUUAAUUCUGUGACAUGAGAGGACCAGAAUGUAAAUACAAUAAAAAUACAGCAUGUCGGGAUUUCAAUAGGUCAGUGAUAAAAAGGAUGGAAACACAAAAAUGGCUUUAUUGCUAGACAUGGGAUCUUCAUACUACUGAUAUUUAACAGGUGAUGUAGCUAGAUUGAAGCUCUUCAGAGAAACACUCCAUUCUGCGGUCUGGCUGGAGGCUUUUCACAGACUAGGUACGAGAACUUACCAAACUCUAAUUGUUAAGUUUACAUAUGAUGGGUUUUUUUACAGUUAUAACCUUUUUUAAUAUUUUAUUUGAAAGGAAAAGUGUCACUAACGGAAUUAAAAAAAAAAAAAAGAAAAGAAAAAAAAAGAAAAACAAAAAAAAAGAAGUAAAAAAAGACAAACUACCACGAACUACAUCAGUGCCAGAAAGCAGUCCCCAGAGGUAGGAUAUAGAGAGUAGGAGGUAACGUGUUUUGUUUCUGAAUGGGGAUGAUUUCAGCAUUCCUGUCGGAGCAACCCCACUUUGUUUUAGUUAGAUGCAGCAUCCAUCUCUCUGUGUUUGGCAUUUCUUUCUGUUACUAAUCAAUUCUAUGCAACUCUGGGCUUUUUUUUUUUUUUUUUUUUUUUUUUUUUUGGCAUGGUCUGCCAAACAAAUUCACAACCUGAGGUUCAGGGCCUUGUCUAAAUUCUAGACGAGAAUAAUCAGAAUUCUUGGCAAAAUUCCGUUUCACUUCUGUGUCAUAUUGUUUGAUCCACAUAUCAACAGCGCUAAAAUCCCAAGCACCAGGAUUGCUAACAAGGACUAAUUAUGUGGAUGGUCUGACAUUUAAUUAAGUCUUCGUGUUUGUUUUUUGUCAGGUUUUUUUUGUUGUUGUUUUGUUCUUUUGUUGUUUUUACCCGCCUGUAGCAGGCCUUCUGCGAAGCUCUGAGAAAGCUUCCAGGAUUUAGUUUUGCACAUAGGUAUGAAUGGGACAAAGAAACAAUAAACUGAGAUAUUAUAUGAGGCAAAAAUCACUGCGUGAGUGUAGCUGCGAGCAUCUGUAGCUGUCCAACUGGCUUCCCUGAUAACAUGUUCUGGGGUUGUGUAGGUCAUUUUCCAUGCUCAAUGCAGUUGCACUAAUAGGUGCUAAACAUGCUUGGAUUUCUUAUUCUUUGCAUUGUCUGAGUUCUCACCAGAAAGCUGUAGAAUGGAGUUUUGCACCUUGUAAUUUUUUUUUUUAUUUAUAAUGGUUUGUGUUAUGCUGAAGUAUCUAUUGCAUCAGUGGAUAAAUUUUGUGUGCAGUGUGAGUAUAAGCUGGUAACAAUAAGAGGCACUGGUUUGUAUAUAAAGAUAUUUGGUUUAUUUUGUAUUUCUACCUUUUUCUUGUUUACUGUACUAAUGCUAGCUAAUGUACUCUGUAACUACAGAAUAGAACAUGCUAUGUCCAAGAUUUUUUUCCUUAACUGCAUACAUUAUCUCUAUUGUUUAAUACCAAAAAAAACAAAACAAAACUUGUAACUCCAUCAAUAUUAGAUGCGUGGACAUUGUGGUAGCAUAGUUGCAGUGUGUAUACUUUAUGAAUUGAAAUAUAAACAAGUAAAAUUGUAUAACUA